CCGUUCGGCGCGGCGCUCGGGCGGGGGAGCCGGGGGCGGGCGGCAGCGGAGCCAUGGGGCACCCGCCGCUGGAGUUCAGUGACUGCUACCUGGACAGCCCCGAUUUCCGCGAGCGCCUCAAGUGCUACGAGCAGGAGCUGGAGCGCACCAACAAAUUCAUCAAGGAGGUGAUCAAGGACGGCAACGCGCUCAUCGCCGCCAUCCGCGGUUACUCAUCGGCCGUACAGAAAUUCUCUCAGACUCUGCAGUCCUUUCAGUUCGACUUUAUUGGUGACACGCUAACAGAUGAUGAGAUUAAUAUUGCUGAGUCCUUUAAGGAGUUCGCAGAGCUGCUCCAAGAGGUAGAGCUGGAGAGGUCCAUGAUGGUACAGAACGCUAGUGAUUUGCUGAUCAAACCUCUGGAGAACUUUCGGAAGGAGCAAAUAGGGUUCACCAAGGAAAGAAAGAAGAAGUUUGAGAAGGAUGGCGAGAAGUUUUAUUCUAUGCUGGAUCGCCACUUGCAUUUGUCUUCCAAAAAGAAGGAAUCCCAGUUACAGGAGGCUGACCUUCAGGUUGACAAAGAGAGACACAACUUCUUCGAGUCCUCCCUCGAGUAUGUGUACCAGAUCCAGGAGGUGCAAGAAAGCAAGAAAUUCAGUAUUGUGGAACCGGUGCUGGCUUUUCUCCAUAGCCUCUUUACAUACAACAACCUGACGGUUGAGCUCACACAGGAUUUCCUCCCUUAUAAGCAGCAGCUCCAGCUCAGCCUGCAGAAUACAAGGAAUCAUUUUUCCAGCACCCGGGAGGAGCUGGAAGACCUGAAGAAGAGGAUGAAGGAAGCCCCCCUGACCUGCAAGCUCCCUGGGCAGCCGACCAUUGAGGGCUACCUGUACACCCAGGAGAAAUGGGCGCUGGGCAUCUCCUGGGUGAAAUACUACUGCCAGUAUGAAAAAGAGGCAAAAACCUUACGGAUGACGCCCAUGGACCAGAAGCCUGGAGCUAAGCAAGGCACCUUAGACUUGACGCUGAAAUCCUGUGUGAGGAGAAAGACGGACUCCAUAGACAAAAGGUUUUGUUUUGACAUUGAAACUAAUGAAAGAUCUGGGACCAUCACGCUGCAAGCGCUCUCCGAAGCCAACCGAAGGCUGUGGAUGGAAGCCAUGGACGGGAAGGAGCCGAUCUACCACAGUCCCAUCACAAAACAGGAAGAAAUGGAGCUGAACGAGGUCGGCUUCAAGUUUGUGCGGAAAUGCAUCAACGCAGUGGAAACGAAAGGGAUCACGACGGAGGGCGUCUACCGUACUGUUGGCAGCAAUAUUCAGGUGCAGAAGUUGCUGAAUGCCUUUUUUGAUCCAAAAUGUCCAGGGGAUGUGGAUCUCCAAAGCAGCGACUGGGACAUCAAGACGAUCACCAGCUCACUGAAGUUUUAUCUCAGAAACCUCUCUGAGCCCGUCAUGACGUACAAGCUGCACAAAGAGCUGGUCCUGGCUGCCAAAUCUGAGAACCUGGAUUACAGGCUGGGAGCCAUUCACACACUGGUCUAUAAACUGCCUGACAAGAACAGAGAGAUGUUAGAGCUCCUCAUACAACACCUCGUCAACGUAUGUGAGCACAGCCGAGAGAACCUAAUGUCCCCGUCGAACAUGGGGGUGAUCUUUGGCCCCACUCUCAUGCGGGCACAGGAGGACACCGUGGCAGCGAUGAUGAACAUCAAGUUCCAGAACAUAGUUGUCGAGAUCCUCAUCGAGCACUUUGGGAAGAUCUACUCUGGGCCCCCAGAAGACACCACCGCUCCACCAGUGCCACCUCCCAGGGUGGCUGCCCGGCGCCACAAACCCAUCACCAUUUCCAAACGUCCUCUGAGGGAAAGACCUGUCUUCUUCGGUGCUUCUGUGGAAGAAAGUGGAGACCGGCAUGGCCAGACACCCAACGGCAGUGGCAGCAUCGGCACGGAGGUCCCCAAGCCUCUGCACCGCAGCCGUAUGCCCGCACCCCGACCAGGGGACGAGCCAGGGCGUCCCCCCACUGACAGCCGGCCCGACGCGCGCACCGAGGCAGAGGUGGGGAAGCUGGUGUCCAGGCUGCAGGACGGAGGAGUGAAGCCGGCCAACAAGGCUGCCAAUGGGAUGGUGGCCAGCCCUGCCCUGAGGAACUCCACGCUCCAGGCCAGGAGACCGGCUCCCCGGCUGGGGAUCUACAGCAGAGAGGGUGAAUACGAUGGCAUCCCUAAGCCACGAUCCCAUGGAGAUAAGCCCGUGAUAACGCGUCCCCCUGUAAGACCUCCAGACCCACCGUGCAGGACUCCUGUCCUUCCGAGGCUGGAGCAGAGGCUGGACCUGAUAGCGGGAACAGCGGAAGAGAUGCCUUCAUCUGUGGUGGCCUCUAGGACAAAGUUCUUUGAGACAGCUUCCCGAAGAACAAGCAGUUCUUCCUCGCCACAAGGCAGGGGCCCCGGGGAUGAGAGCUGAGGCUAAAGGCUUUGUAAGGUCCUUAGCCCAGUGAGACCCAGGAGAUUUUCUGUACCUGUGAGACGGACAUGUCACAGUGAAGACUUUCCCAGAUCCAGUGCUCCUGGAGAGCAGCUAUCUUUCCAGACGAUGAUUUCAGAGCAUGCUGACAUAAGUGGCUCAAGAAAUUAGAAGAGAGGGAGAUAAAGAUGGAGAAAAGACCUUACCCACACAUUUGUUUUGAACUGUGCCCCAUCCUUCAUCUCUCCUCUCCGCGCAGGCUGUGGAGGACGCUCCCACAUGCCCUUGCAGGCGACUGGCAGUGUUCCAGGGCUGGGCGAGCACCGACUGGCUGCAGAAGGGACAAUGGAGAUCUGGAGUGGUCAUUUACCCACUUGCCUACUGGGAAAUGCACCUUGGCAAAGGUGACCUUGGACAAACAUUGGAGCUGAACACAAGGGGCUGACUCCCCGUGCUCAGGUGCAGGGGUGGAGUGACUGGAGUUUGAGUUGGUUCCCCCUUGCCAUAGGUGGAUCCUUCCUUUAUAUUUCCCUCGCUCGGUAAGCUACAGUGUGUGUGUGUAGGAGAGCAGUGUCUGUUACUGGAAGCGCUGCUUGUGCUAAGGCAGGCAGGGCAGGAACUGGAGGGACCAUUGUGCUUCUCUCUGCAGGACAUCUUUCCAUCUCCUCCCAGGUAUCAGCUGCCUCUGUCCUGGGAGACCAUGCUGGGAGAGGCCGCUAUGCCUGAGCAUGAGCAGGGCUGCAUUCCCUGCCUGCGGGGCAGCUUUCUGGGCAGCGUCCAUUGGGUCAGUGGCCUCCAAGAGCGCUGCUGGGAGAAGGAGGCAGCGGGCAGUCCUCCUUCUCCUCCACCAUGUGAGCCGCUCUCUCACCAAAUCCACUUCCGCUGGGCCCACCAAAAAGCCUCUGUCCCUGGGGUUAUUCUGGUGGGCCGGCACAGAGAUGGUGAGGAUCUGAAACUCACUGGAUAAGGGUCAGAGCCUACUGGUUUUCUAAGGCGCACCUAGUUUCUUGUUAGCUUGUUACAGUAAUGUCCAAUCCAAGAGAUGUCUGGUCUCUUUUCCUCAGCAGUGACUGCGUAGAUGAUGCCCUUUGGUCUGGAAGGGUUUCUCCUAGGCAGGACUACCCCUAUUAAUCGCAGAGGCUUAUUCGUGGUUCCAGCUGACCCCAGGCCUCAGGUCCUGAUCUGUAGCAUUUACCUGUAAAUAGACAAUGAGCAGCUUCCCUGCUUCUCCUCACCGGCUCAAAGGCAGCUUCCCUGUUGUGAAUUAUUUUCCUUGGGUGCUGGGAGCAUUCCUAAACCAGGGGCCAAACAUCCCUGUUAGCUGCUUCGUGGGUGCUCCAUCCUCUCGAUCAUGCUUUGUGCCCUGCCUGGCAUGCGUUUGCCAGCGGGAUGCCCUGUGCAUGCGCUUAGCGCCUGGCUGCUCUACUGCUGAAUGUAAUCCUGGUGUUCACUGGAUGCACACGUGUUGUGCCAAUGGUGCUCCUGCUCCCCCGGGCGCUGUCGGUGUCCCCGCUGCUCCCUCCUGUGCUCCCGCAUCCAGCAGUGGCACAUCAAAGUGGCUUUAAAAACACAGUGAUAGCUGUGCCCAGGCUGUAUCGCACACCCCGGCAUCUCAGGGCUGUUGGAAGCUAAGGCGAGCCCUUCCCACUGCACCCUCCUGGGAGCAGCUGGGUGCUCUGUGCAGCGCCAAAGCCAAGCACACGGUGUUUUUCUGACCAGGUAUCUAAGGGACCAGGUGAGACAGAGCUGUGAGCCAGUGAGUCGGGGUGGGAGAGGGCUGCUCUGAGUAUCCCGGCUGGCUGGGAGAGCCUGGCAGUGGAGCUGGCUGCCUGCAGUGCCUGGUGUGGACCCUGCGGGGCAGAUCUGGGGUCCGUGGGACAAAAGGAGUCGAAGGGAGUUUAAGUUUUCAAGACUGGCAUUGCAAUCAUUGGAGGGAAGCAGCUUAUUAGAAGUGUAUCUCAUUGUGUCCUUUUAUCACGUCUGUCCGUGCGUGUUUUCCCUCCUCCAUGUGCGCAGUGGAGGCUGGGGCCGGCGCUGGGGCCGUAGUCCCUGCUGCCAGCACCACAGGAGUGACACUGCCGGGAACAUAGGUUUGACCCAUGGCCAGGGCCCCGGGCGUCAGCCGU
Messenger RNA from Cuculus canorus (common cuckoo), 4573 nucleotides. It is a transcript of the gene OPHN1, whose product is annotated as oligophrenin 1. Gene Ontology annotation, molecular function: protein binding; GTPase activator activity. Bases 54 to 2447 code for a protein of 797 amino acids. Gene Ontology annotation, cellular component: cytoplasm. NCBI's taxonomy places the organism in Eukaryota, Metazoa, Chordata, Aves, Cuculiformes, Cuculidae. The record is from RefSeq and is a predicted model, not a curated record. Gene Ontology annotation, biological process: signal transduction. The transcript has 24 exons.